CUACAGCUCUGGUCCUCACCGUAAAGAAACAGCGCCUGUAGAUUUCUGAAAUCACGUGCUCUAAUAAUUAGGUAUGGCGCUUACAUCAUUUUCUCAACUCUGGCAAACUCCUUUCUUUUUCCCUUUCGGGUUCGCCGCGCGGCUUUUAUCAUGAACGACGGUAAUUAGAGGAUUUUUAGUGCUAACAAGUGAACACCAGACAAAACUCCGCCGUAGUUCGAGCUAAAAGUGCUUGGAAGCAGCCUCCACCCAGGAUGUUGCUGGGAGUGCGGAGCGGCCACCGCGAGGCGGCUGUGUGCGGCUCCGCCGUCUUCUCACACAGGGAUGGACCAUCCGAGUUACCGCGCCUGUGUCUGCUGAAGGCUGGCAACACAGACUGACCCGGAGGCAGAAGUGAUGUGGAACAACUCCCACCUUAGCUAGGAGCUUCACUCGCACCUCCAUUUGGCCAUUAAAAAUAGCCAAACGCUGAGAGUCCAUAAGGAAUGUGGGGGAGCCAGGGAAAGGGGGUGUUGUACGCCUUUUCACUGCCGCUGGUCGUGGCUGUGGUGUGCUGCGCCCAGAGCGUCAACGAGCCGGGAAACAUGUCGGUUGUCAAAGAAACUGUGGACAAACUGUUGAAAGGAUAUGAUAUUCGUCUCCGGCCAGACUUUGGAGGUCCACCGGUUGCUGUUGGCAUGAGUAUUGAUGUGGCUAGCAUAGACAUGGUAUCAGAAGUUAAUAUGGACUACACACUGACCAUGUACUUCCAGCAGUACUGGAGGGAUAAGAGGCUGGCCUAUGUGGGGAUUCCCCUCAACCUGACACUGGACAACAGAGUAGCGGACCAGCUCUGGGUCCCAGACACAUACUUCCUCAACGAUAAGAAAUCCUUUGUGCACGGGGUUACGGUUAAGAACCGAAUGAUUCGACUCCACCCGGAUGGAACCGUCCUCUACGGACUCAGAAUCACGACGACGGCGGCCUGCAUGAUGGACCUGAGGCGAUACCCGCUGGACGAGCAGAACUGCACUCUGGAAAUUGAAAGUUACGGGUACACCACAGACGACAUAGAGUUCUACUGGAAAGGGGGAGACACGGCCGUUACCGGGGUGACCCGGAUCGAGCUUCCUCAGUUCUCCAUAGUCGACUACAAGCUCGUCUCCAGGAACGUGGUCUUCUCCACUGGUGCCUACCCUCGCUUGUCACUGAGCUUCAAGCUAAAGCGAAACAUCGGAUACUUCAUCCUGCAGACAUACAUGCCCUCCAUCCUCAUCACCAUCCUGUCCUGGGUGUCCUUCUGGAUCAAUUAUGAUGCCUCAGCUGCCAGAGUGGCUUUAGGGAUCACCACCGUGCUGACCAUGACGACCAUCAACACCCACUUGAGAGAAACCCUCCCCAAGAUCCCCUACGUGAAAGCCAUCGACAUGUACCUGAUGGGCUGCUUCGUGUUUGUUUUCCUGGCGUUGCUGGAGUACGCCUUCGUCAACUACAUCUUCUUCGGACGCGGUCCGCAGAUGCAGAAGAAACUGGCUCUGAAGGCGCUGAAGGCAAAUAAUGAGCGCGGCAGGUUUGACCAACCCAAGUCCAUUAAGGAGGGAGUCAACUGGAAGACCUCGUCGUCUCUUAAACAGUCCAAUCAGGUUCAGAGCCGCCGUCACUCGCGUCAGUGCAAGCUAGAAACAGCCAAUCAGAGCCAGAGGGUCGACUCCCACGGGAACAUUCUGCUGACGUCCUUGGAGAUCCACAACGAGGUGGGGAGCAACGAGGUCACCACCACCCUGAGCGAGACGCACAACUCCACCUCCAUGACGUUUGACAACUCGGGGGUCCAGUACAGGAAGCCCAGCGCGCCCAGCGAAGCGGGCCGCCACAGCCUGGACAGGAACGCGCAGUUCAAAAAAACCCGUCUGCGGAGACGAUCGUCGCAGCUUAAAAUCAAAAUCCCCGACCUCACCGACGUGAACGCCAUCGACAGGUGGUCGCGGAUUAUAUUCCCCUCCGCCUUCUCCCUAUUCAACAUCAUCUAUUGGCUUUAUUACGCCCAUUAACACACUGUGGUUUGGUUUUGGUUUUGU
Gambusia affinis (western mosquitofish) is the source of this 2057-nucleotide messenger RNA. It is a transcript of the gene gabrb3, whose product is annotated as gamma-aminobutyric acid type A receptor subunit beta3. The coding region runs from base 486 to 2030 and encodes 514 amino acids. Gene Ontology annotation, cellular component: synapse; GABA-A receptor complex; neuron projection. The record is from RefSeq and is a predicted model, not a curated record. Gene Ontology annotation, biological process: monoatomic ion transmembrane transport; regulation of membrane potential; chemical synaptic transmission. Gene Ontology annotation, molecular function: extracellular ligand-gated monoatomic ion channel activity; neurotransmitter receptor activity; GABA-A receptor activity. The transcript is spliced from 11 exons. NCBI's taxonomy places the organism in Eukaryota, Metazoa, Chordata, Actinopteri, Cyprinodontiformes, Poeciliidae.